Onychostruthus taczanowskii (white-rumped snowfinch) is the source of this 3325-nucleotide messenger RNA. RefSeq names its product polycomb group ring finger 6 (gene PCGF6). Gene Ontology annotation, cellular component: PRC1 complex. The record is from RefSeq and is a predicted model, not a curated record. Lineage: Eukaryota; Metazoa; Chordata; Aves; Passeriformes; Passeridae. The transcript has 10 exons. The coding region runs from base 120 to 1109 and encodes 329 amino acids. Gene Ontology annotation, biological process: regulation of transcription by RNA polymerase II.
GCACGUGCGGUAGCGCAGCCUUGCGUUCUUCAGAACUACAUUUCCCAGCGUGCCCCGCGGCGUUCCCACGCAGGCGCCCCGGGCCGUGGACCGACCCGUGCCAGCCCCGGUCCGUGGACAUGGAGGGAGACACCGGAUCCGGGGUCCCGGCGCUGUCGGGAGGGGAUGGAGCAGGCCAGGAACAGGGCCUGGGCCCGGCCGAUGAGGACCAGGACAUGGAAGGGGCCCCCAGCUGCUCGGGGUCGCGCUCCCACCCCUUCGAGUUCGAGCGGGGUCGCUCGGAGUCCAGCGGCGAUGAGGACGACGACGACGAAGACGACGAGGAAGAGGAGGUGGAGGAGGAGGAGGAGGAGAUGGAGGGCGACACCAGGGCUCGGUUCGGAACGGAUGAUGGGGAGCUCGACUCGGACGACGACCGGGAGCGUAUGAUAAACCUCGCAGAGCUGACCCCCUACAUCCUGUGUUCCAUCUGCAAAGGAUACUUCAUCGAUGCUACAACUAUUACAGAAUGUCUGCACACCUUUUGCAAAAGCUGCAUCGUGAGACACUUCUACUAUAGCAACAGAUGUCCAAAGUGCAAUAUUGUUGUACAUCAGACACAGCCCCUCUAUAAUAUCAGACUGGACCGACAACUGCAAGAUAUAGUCUAUAAAUUAGUUGUCAACCUGGAGGAAAGAGAGAAAAAACAAAUGCAUGACUUCUAUAAAGAAAGAGGAUUAGAAGUGCCCAAGCCAGCUGUCCCACAGCCAGUUCCACCAAGCAGAGGAAGACCCCGAAAAGUUCUGGGCUCAGUGUUCCGGAUCCCACCAGAACUUGACAUUUCCAUACUUCUGGAGUUUAUUGGAGCUAAUGAAGGCACAGGGCAUUUUAAGCCUUUGGAAAAGAAGUUUGUACGUGUUUCUGGGGAGGCAACAAUUGGACAUGUGGAGAAAUUCCUGAGAAGAAAAAUGGAUCUAGACCCUGCUUGUCAGGUGGAUAUAAUCUGUGGUGAUCACCUGCUGGAGCACUACCAGACACUGAGGGAAAUUCGUCAGGUCAUAGGAGAGAGUGCAGUACAGGAUGGUCUGCUUGUACUGCACUAUGGCCUGGUGGUGUCUCCGCUAACUUAAAGGUGUCUGGAAUAUCAGAAGGCUAAAGAAUCUGAAGUCGUGGAGCUUCUUCAGUGCUGUUUCUCACCAAAGAAGCCAUUGCAUUUCCUGUGGCAGGAAGCAAGUGAAAGGAACCACCACUAACUGCUGUGUGCUUGUAAUGUAACGUCUGACUUCACCACUGUAAAAAACUGCAGCUUCUGUAAGUACAGCUGUAGAUGUUGCUAUGCUUCAUGUUACUAAUUACUGUCUUCAGAUCUCACUCAGCUCAGGGAAAUUAAAUGCUCCAAGUAGCUAAUUCUUUUUUUUACUUUCUGAAACCACAAGAUUUCGCAGGGUGAACAGCCUUUUUUUCCUCCAUGCUCUGAGAUUUCUCUGGCUGUCUGUCUAGCUAGAACAGUGCUCUCAGGGAUGAUCUUCAAUGAGCAGUAUAAUUUGUUUUUGGGAAGAGACAGUCAUUUGCCUAAAAAAAAAAUACUGUGAUCAUCUGUCUGUGGAUGUGAUUUGGGGAGAGGAAGGAAACUUCAGAAAAGCAGACCAAAAUAGGUAGAAAAUAAUGCAGCAUAAGCAUUGUUUUUUGAGAAGUAGCAUUAAAUUUGUUGUUUUUCUUGAAGAAAGACAAUUUUGUUUGCACUGGAAAUAUAUUUGCUGGUAGUUUGGCUUAUACCAAAUGGUGGAUCAUGCAUCUCUAGUCUGAAUGGAGAUGAGCUGGCUGUAAGCUGGUUGAACUAUGCAUGAAAAAAAAAAAAAGUAGCACCUCUUUCUACCUGCUUGCUGUAUAUAAAGUACUCACUGUCAAUCUGCUAUCAUGUAAAAUCUGUCAACUGACUUGACUGUCAGAAGCAUAAAUCCAUUUACUUUAGCACAUACCUCUCCAGCAGCUGUGGAAAUGGUCACUUUUUCCACUCUUUCCAAGGUGUUUUAGUGCAUUGUAGUGGAGAUCAGGGUUAAGUGAUGUAAUACCUGCCUGUUACUACCAGAUUCACAGAGGAUGUUAGGAUGUUUAAUUUUAACAUGUUAAAAUACUGGGUUUGGUGACAACUGUAACACUUCAAAUUUUCUUCUGUUGGAGAUUUCCAUGUUGUCUUGAGCAGCAUUAAGGACCAGAGGGCUCCGUGUGUUACGGUCUUGCUGCGUACUGGGUCGUCAGUGUGGGGAUUCAUGAAGGCUUCCACUGGGCACCAGGCUCCUUCCCUUCCCUGCAGUCAGUGCAGGGAAAGGGAAGAGAUUCCUUUGUAAGGCAUUUCAGAGCACCUGAGUCACAGAACCAGAGAAUUGCUAGGGUUGGACAGGCCUCUGGAGAUCACCCAGUCCAACGUCCCUGCCAAGGCAGGGUCACCUGGAGCAGGAGACACAGGAAUGUGUCCAGGUGGGUUUGGAAUGCCUCCAGAGAGGGAGACUCCACACCCUCCUUGGGCAGCCUGUUCAGUGCUCUGCCACCCUCAAUGUAAAGAAUUUCUUCCUUCUUUCAGUCCUCUUUUCCUUCUUUCAGUCAGCUGGUGAGGCGGCAGCAGCGAGUGGGCUAAGUCCAGGGGUGAGGGUUUGACUGAGCUGAGCAGGGGUUCUGGAGCUUGGGGACACCUGAGCAGCACCCCAAGCUCCAUCCAGACCUGGAAGCCCUUGGCAGCCAGUCGGGCAUGGAGGGGACAUUGCCAGGAGCGUGAGGGACAUUGAAGUGUCCUUAAGGAGCAGAGCAACCCCUUGUGGCCUCUGCUGGACCCUCUCCAGGAGCUCCUUGUCCUCCUUGUACUGAGGAUCCCAGAACUGGGCACAGCACUCCCGAUGUGGCCUCACCAGGGCUGGGUGGAGGGGUAGGAUCACUUCCCUUGACUUGCUGGCCACACUCUUCCCAGUGCCCCCCAGAUUCCACUGGCCCUCCUGGCUGCAAGGGCUCAAAUGCAUUUGUCCACUGGCAGCCAAAGAGGACUGGCAUCCUCUGUCUUAAGAAAGCUUUCAUGAAUCCUCCCUCAGGCCUUUACAAUAAACAUUGUUUUGUCUGUGAAGGUGGCACCAUAAGAAAAAAGAGUUUUGUUUGAAGUAACUCUCAUGAUGCUUCUAAAUAUGUGACAAAAAGCCUUUUUAGCUACAAACUCCUAUUUUACCUUUAAAGUUUGUAUAAAAGUAGUGUUUAAAAUGCAGCAGAAAAUGAGAUUAUUUUGUAAACACCUUGUGAGUUGUGUUAAUAAAAGAUUAUAUAUUGUAACAGUAAAAUAAACUUUAUUUUAGCCAAUUUAAAA